AUGAUUAUCUCGGAUAGGAGUACGUACUCAAACUCUGCCUCUCUCUUUCGUUCAUUCAAUCUCCUUUUUCUCCUCCUUCACAAAUAUAUCUAUCUAUCUAUCUAUCUAUCUAUCUAUCUAUCUAUCUAUCUAUCUCAAUACAUCUAUUUGAUUAUCUGUCGUAGUCUGUUUAUAUCUAUCUAUCUAUCUAUCUAUCUAUCUAUCUAUCUAUCUAUCUAUCUAUUUCUUUCACUGUAUAAUCAUGAAGAAAAUUCGUUAUUCUUUUGCUGUUUUCGAUUUCUUUACUGUUCUUUGAAUUCUUUUUCAUUCUUUUUGGUUUAUUUAUUCUCUUCCCAUAUUUCUUUGUUUCUGUUUUUUUUCUUUAAUAUUCUUAUUCUUUCUUUCUUUCUUUUCUUUCUUUCUUCUUUCAUCAUUAUUUUUCCGUUUUUUUUUUUUUCCCCACCUCAGAGUUUCUUUUUCUUCGUUUCUUUUUGUAUUCGUCGCCAUUUGUACUUGUAUUUUUCUUUUUCUCCUUUUUUAACUCAUUCUUUAUUUUCUCUUUUGUUCUUUUCCCUAUAUUUCUGCUACGACCAUUGUAUUUCUUCCUUUCUGUUAUUUUCUAUAUUUUUCUGUUUUUUUUCUCUAUUUCUUUCUUUCUUUUUAUCUUUCUUUCUUAGUUGCUUUCCGCAGCUUUUUACCCUUUUUGGAUAUUUUUAUCGACCUCUUUGUUCAUACUUCCACUUUCCCUUUUCUUUGUUUAAUCCUUUUCGUUUUUUUUUCUUUCUUUCAAUUGCUACUACCUCUAUCUAUCUAUCUUUCUUUCUUUCUUUCUUUCUUUCUUUCUUUCUUUCUUUCUUUCUUUCUUUCUUUCUUUCUUCUCCCAUCCAGCCAUUUCUCUGCCCACUUCGUUUAAAAUCGGCAAUAGUAGGUCGCAUUUAUGCGCCCCCUCCCCCACAUCUCGUCACAUGUUGCCGGCGCUGA
Acanthosepion pharaonis is the source of this 960-nucleotide messenger RNA. Lineage: Eukaryota; Metazoa; Mollusca; Cephalopoda; Sepiida; Sepiidae. The record is from the annotation of a GenBank genome assembly.